AAUAAUGCAUUUAAGAAUUCGUUAUGUUAAUACAGGUACAGUGAAAGAGUCUGGUGAGAAACAUAAGGGAUCUCUUGAAAUUCCUAACCUGUCAGAAGAAAAUGAGGUAGAUGAUACAGAGAUAAACAUUAGCAAAAAGAAAGGGGAAGGCGAUGUUUUGAAGGACCUUAUGAGAACUGAAGGAACCACAAAAGUCAGAGAGGCCCUGCGAGAGUACCUGAAAGCACUUAAAACAGAGUUUACCUUGGGAAUGAUUCUGCCAACAAAAGCUGCUCUUGGUCAGGAGCUGGCUGCUGAGCGAACAGUAAGUGGGAACACCGUGCAAGAUUCUGUUUCACCAGAGUCUUUGGAUAUAGUUGGUGUAAAAAUUCCAACAGUGAAGAUACUUAUGAGAGAAAUAUUCAACUCUCCAGCAGCCGAACUUUACAGCAUCUUCACAACUAAGGAAUUGGUACAGAAGUUUUCUAAAUGUCCUGCUGUGAUUGAAGCUGAGAAAGGAGGCAAACUUCAGAUGUUUGAUGGUUGCGUCAGCGGUGAAUAUGCAGAAUUGGUCCCAGGCCAGAGGAUUGUCCUGAAGUGGAGGUGUGGAAACUGGCCUGAUGAACAUUAUGCAACGGUUGCCUUGAAUUUCAAGGGUAUGGCUGCUCAAACGGAACUGCAGUUAGAGUGCAAAGGAGUUCCUGCCUCUAAUGAAGAUAGUACAAGACAAUGUUGGAAGAAGCAGUAUUUUGAAGAAAUACGUAUUUUACUGCAGCAAUCCAAAGACAAUAUGGAAUGACAACAGCACUGUAGUUUUGUUAGGGCAUUACUUUUUAUACUUGGUUAACAUGUUUUUUUAAAAAAAGUAAUUUAUUUGUGGGAAGAAUAAAGACCCACUUCUAUGAUACUGUA
Molecule: messenger RNA, 891 nt
Organism: Fulmarus glacialis (Northern fulmar)
Lineage: Eukaryota; Metazoa; Chordata; Aves; Procellariiformes; Procellariidae
Gene: AHSA2
Product: AHA1, activator of heat shock 90kDa protein ATPase homolog 2 (yeast)
Exons: 7
Coding region: 5-778 (257 amino acids)
Molecular function (GO): protein-folding chaperone binding; ATPase activator activity
Source: RefSeq, a predicted model, not a curated record